This is a messenger RNA of Xyrichtys novacula (pearly razorfish), 12522 nucleotides long. The record is from the annotation of a GenBank genome assembly. NCBI's taxonomy places the organism in Eukaryota, Metazoa, Chordata, Actinopteri, Labriformes, Labridae.
GCUGUUUCUGUUCAGCUCGACACCCACAUACAGAGUAAGGUGGUGUUCAGUGUUACAGAGGCUGUUCUCAUGUCAGCUAAUGGCUCAGAGGCGACGAAGAAAGUAAGGCAUUUACUUAUUCACCUUUCGGAAAGACUUAAGCGGUCACCUCCAGCUUACUAUUUCAACACAAAGACACAGCGCACUACAGCUACGCCCGGGGGCUGGUAAGUAGUUUGUUAAGAGUGUUUCCAGGAAAUGUCAGUCGAAGAAACGAGUCUGUAGCAUCUGUUAGGAGAAAGCGACAGGUUGACAACUUUUCUUACAACAUAGGGUUGGUUCUCUCGGUUGUUUACUUUGUUUACAGGUUGAGCGCUCACAAACAGUGGAUAAAAUCACAACUAAAGGCAGCAGGGAAACAUUUUAACACCUUUUUAAAACUCUCUUCAGAGUCGUACACUUUCUUCAAACUUGCUCAAUAACUCUUACAGACUAACAUCUCUGUCUAACUAUUCCGAAAAAGUCAUUUUCCAAGGAGGACUUGAAGUUAUUCAUAUUUAUCAGAGUGCCCAGGCAUGUUUAGACUCAUGCAUGCUUCAAUAUGUCUGACAGAGGAAGCUGGGAAGUUGGCAUCCAACUUCGCCAACUUGGCAGGAUCCACAUGAAGUGAAAGGUUUAUUCCAUGAAAACAUCUACAUAAGGAUCAGCUGAGAUUAUCUUUUUUUAAAAGUUUGUUUCAGUGAACUGAUUUGCUGCUGUAUCUGUAUGUGUCUGGUAUGGUCAUGUCUCAUGCUGUCAAAUCCUCUCUUGGUAUUUUAAUGAUUAAAUAGUUGACAUCAUUGGCAGCCAGAAUAUUUCAGGAUGCAUGAUGCCCUUAUCUGAUCACUCAAUUUGAUCUAGAGUUAUGUAAUGAUGUUCUCAUUAGUGUCCCAAUUGUUGUACACCCUUUCAAGUUUGAGGCAUGUGAGUAUCCGGACUUUCCCGAGGAGCUGCUGGCCGCUGUGUUGGACUGCUGCCCAGGGUGGGUCCUCCACUUCUCUCUGACAAAUGAUUAAAGCUCCUUUUUGUUUGCUGGUCCACAUGGGUGGUAGUCCUUGUCUGGCAAACACAGCUACUCCCACUCAAGGAGGAAAUGCCAACACAUUUUAAGAGACAGCUCAGAGUUUGUGACGGACUGUACUUUAUUUUUAAUUGUUCCUUUGAUAGAAAUCCUCACUGAGAUCACAUUUAUCUAUCAAUGUACUUAUGGCCAAAGAAAGGAGAAGUGACAUAUCACAUGUGAAAAAGUUGUCGAAAAAUUUAAAUAAUACAAACACACUUUAUAAAUAGAUAUGACAUUUUUUAUUUAUUCUAUUCAGUACACGUAAACUGCAUAAAAUGAAGUUACAUGCUCAGCCGAACCAAAGAGGGCAGGUGUUGAGUUGAGCAAGAGCAUCAGAAAAAGAUCGCUCAUGUGACUGUGAUCAGGUGUACUUACGAAGGUGCUGCACAGUACAAGGUUAGUUUAAUGAAGAGCAAGUCUGAGUAAAGUGUCAUGACCCUGUGGCAUUAGAUUAUCUGGAAUAUAGGAGCCCUGCAGUGUUUAAGACAUUUCCUCUCUGCUCUGUGAUAAACCAAAACAGCACCAUGAACUGUCGCAGUGGCCGUGAGAAAUGUGGUUAAGCUUUGUACCUAAAUUAAGUCAGUCUGCAAAGUGUCGUACAAAAUGUAAUCUUGAAGACAAUAUCAAUAUCAAGUAACUUUUUUAUACUCAUAUCAGCCAGUAUGAGGGAGGAAGGGUUACAAAAAUAUUCCACUAAAGGAAAAGUACAGUUAAUUUAAUGACAUUUAACUUGAAGUAAAAAUUACAAGUCUGUAAUUUAUUUAUGUAAAAGUAGAAAGUAAUUUACUUUUAACCUGUAGAGAUGGGGAGAAUAAGAUUUUCUCCCAUUUAUGUCAAAGCACUGUAUGUUUUCUCUCAAACUAGUUGAUGUAAUAUAACCGUGGAUUGUAUAUAGGAUAUACAGUCUUCAUACAGCAUGUUUUGUCAUCUUUACACUUUUUGAUGGUUAAUUUAAGUCAUUGCUGGCUAGAAAUAUGGACUUAGUUGUAAUGAGUAAAGACGGCUGAAAAUGGAGCCUACAGAAAUGUCUUGAUAAGUUUCUUGAAACAGGAUAUCGUGGUUAUUUCAAGAACCUGGUCAAGUAAAAUUUGGCUCAAAAUAUCUUGAAAUAAGGUUCAAAAUCAGACUUGUUAGGCUAAUGUGGCUCAAGUUGUUCUGAGGUGGUGGACCUGUUGGUGAUAGGGGUUGCACCAAUUGGUUACACAGAUCUUCUUUGGCAGAAUAAUGAUCUCAAUGUGGGAAUCUGGCAGUAGUCAGAUGUGACUGACCCAUGCUUGUUUGUGGUAUUUCACCCCUUAUCUCAUCAUUUUAGGUUUAUGUAGCUGUUGAGCAGCAAGACAAUACAUUUUCUGUUGUUAGAAGUGAUCAAAUUUGACUAAAUGUAGUUUUGCUAUGUUUUAUGUUCCUUUAAUUAAAUUUUAUGGUAAAUAUUGUCUUUCAAAGAAAUAAUUGUUGACUGUAUCGUAUCACUGGUUGUUACAGCUGAGACUUGAACAAAUGUGGCUGAGUAGUCUGAUCAGCCUACUGAAUCUUCAUCAACAAGAUCUUUUACACUCACAUUUUGUGGUGCUAUUCUUACUCUAGCAGCAAUAUAACAAACUUAAAUGUAAGCAAAGUUUAGAAAUCAAAGCUCAAGCAGCUUCAUGUUCUUUUGAGCGGCAAACUAAGUUAGAUAACAGAUCAUGUAAGGACUAGUUUUGUAGCCAUGACACACAGAAACAGAGAAGCAGCUUCCCUCUCAGCAGUAUUUUUUGGUUAUUAAUAAUCAGAAGGUAAAAAAUGCACAACUAAUUUCAGUAGAAAUUUGUGUCAACUUGGUUUUAGAUGGCUUUUUAACAGCCUCCUGUGAGGGCUUUCCUUCUGUAAAGCUGCUGUGUUCAGGGGCGGAGCCAGACUACUGUGGCUGGGGUGGUGAAACUGGGGCACCGACUUUUGCAAGGGUGGCAACAAGAAUGUGUGCACAUGUGAAAGGCUUUUAAUCACCCGUCUAUCAGAACCUACUAAACUUUUGACAUGAUAGUGUCCAAAAUAUGUUGAACUUCUUUCUGGUUCUCUUAAUAAAGUAACACAACAUGGUGACAAAACUUAAAUCUUCAGAGAUAAGAUCUUUAAGGACUAAGCAAAAGAUUCUUAUCAAAAAUCGCAAUUUUAAUUUUGUCAAUUUUAAGUUUUGACAAAGAAAAACAAGGGGAAUCGAAAUGCAUAGAAAAUAGCUGAUCAUUUUGAGGAUUUUGGGAUGGCUGAUCAGAUUUUAAGGGAGUCAGUUGCCACAUCUGGGCCUCUCAGACCACCCCUGGCUCUGCCCUUAAUUGUCUUCUCCAUCUUAUUGUAUAACAGGUUUGUUGUCCAUUAAAAAUUUAGAGGGUAAUAUCAUGUAAGAUUGCCAGUCAUUGUUCAUCUCUUUCAACUCUUAAGAAUAUCAUGAGCUGCCAGUAUAGUUAGUUGGCAUCCUUUCAGCUGUAUCAAGACUUAAGUUUAAGCAAAUGAUCAUAAAGUUUUAGAUUCUAACAGCUUUGUGUAAACAUACAGAUGAAAGUUUUUCUCCUAGCUUUUUAUCUGUUAAUCAAUUCUCACACCUUUAAACGAGAUUGUAUUUCUUGAUUAUAAUGAGGGCACGAUAAGAUGUUCUCUGGUUUGUCUGAUAAUAGUCUGCAGAAUUUUGCUGACACAUUUCCAGCGGUGUGGUUAUGCUGAUUCACUUCUGUGACCUCUUUUCACCAACACAGAAAUCUAAUACAGAUCCAUACAUCUAAUAGAUCUAUACAUCAGGAAUUCAAACACAUUGUCAGUGGCAAAAAGAGUUGACCAAGCAUAUAUUACAGAUCUUUUAUUUAACAUCCACAGAAAAUAUCACAAGUUAUUUCAUUAUACCAUGUCAAAAUCUCUUCAGUAACCACCUGGGACAAGAAAAUCCUUGUUUAUUUAGGAACAUGAAGUGAAAACUACAUAUGACAUUCAAUGCCUACCCUAAGGGUCAUUGACAAGAUUAUUGCUGCCAAACCUGUGCAUGUUUCUGUUCGUGGUCAGAACACUUUGAACCAAUUAGGUUUCGUUAAGAUUUGGUCAUAGCAGUGGGCACCAAAACUACAAAGAGCUCCAAAAUGUACAUACACUUGAAUGAAAACCACUCGUCAAAACUUCUUAAGCUUCAGUAGGGUUAAACAGGUUGCCAUCCACGUGUGUAUGUCCGCAUUAGUCAUAGCUAAGUGUACCUGAAGGGUGUGUAGCUCAGUGUUUAUGUGUCAGUCACUAUUUUGACUGGGAGUCAAGAGGAAAUUUGUUUAAUGAAAGUGACAGGGAGUUGUGACUUUUCUGUUAAGCUGUCUUGUUUGGUGAUUGUAUGAGGUGAGUCGUGUGGAUUUUACUGAUGAGCUAACGAAUGGUUCUUUAUCUUUGGCUAUUCACUCUGUUCACAUUGAGACUGUUUUUGAGUGAUCAAGCCAUGCUGAGCUUCAGAAGCUCAAAUAACUUCUGCCUUUUUCUAGGUUUGCAAAAAGUCAAAAUCCAGGGAAUCAGAAAGAUAGAGACAGUUUAACUGGUUGAAAAGACAUGAAAGGUAUCUAAAGAGGCAUCAGGAUAUAUUUGAGUUAAAACUGCACAUGUAAUAACUUAUAAGCCUCACUAAGAAAACAGUACUAUUUAACAGCUUCUUUGCAAACAGUUUUUUUAGAUAGUUAUACAUGAGUCAUCAGGAAAUGAAAAGCAUACAUUUCCUCUGCUGAAUUCAUUGUUCUGGUAUUAAUGUGCCGGUAGUAGUGAUCAUUAGCUAAGAACAAGGUUGCUGCCAAAAAAUAAACUAUUUACAGACAAAAGAACAUGAUUCAUAAGCAUCGAUCAUUAUAGUUUGAGGAGAAAGUUUGAAGUUAUGCCAAGUAAUUGCUAGCUGUUCAAACCUACAUUCGCUCUCUUUCCAUGAGUGUGUUUAAAAGUUAUAAAUAAAAUCUGUUUUAUAACUUUUGACUCACCUAGGCCAGAACAAGCCAGCCAACAGGAAUGUAGACCUCGUACUGUUGGGGGGGCUCAGUGGUCUUUGCUGACCGUUUAUGGCCAAAUCAGUGCAUGUUGCAGCCAUUUCCAUCACAGAGUAUUUUUCAUGCGUCUUGAUUUUGCACGAGACCUUAAGCUGCUUACAGCUUCAGAUGAAAGGUUCAGUGUGGGUAACAGGAAAAGAAUGUAAGACUUGUCUGAAUACUUUUUGCACUGGUCAUAUGAUAUAUCUGCUCUCUCUUUUUUUAUUGUUUUGACCAAGCCAACCAUAGUAAGAGAAAAUGUUCAUUUAGUGGAUAUCAUGCUUGCUUUUCAUUCUCACUGUGUAGUUAAACUUUGUACUGUAAGCUAUAGUUUUUAAUUAAAAUCAGGUCAACUUUUAUUCAAGCUAUUAAUCUGUAGACAGAAACGGCAACUUUUCACUUUCAAGACUGAUUAUUAGUAAAACCUUGACUGUUGUUGGGGCAGGACUUUAAAACGCCUUCUGUCAUUUCCUGUCACUGUGUCAGCAGGAUGAAACACUUCUUACGUUACACACAUUAGCCCACAGUGCCAUGAACCAAACAAGUCUACUUCUGUGGUCUUGCGUAACAUUGAACAAAGUGUCAAAGAUGUCUAAUUCUCACUCCAGAGCUCUGACCGCACUGUUGGCUAAAUAUGCCUCAAAGCAGUUCAUCUGAGGUUCUUUUCAUUACUUUUAGAGAAACAGUUAGCAGUUUUUGUUUUUGGUAAAUGUGAGAAUGGUAUUUUUCAUGAGGGUUAUGAAACCACUGGAAUUAGCUAUUGUGUUGUUGGUGAGUUUAGAGGGGAGUCAUGGGGCAGCUGUCCUUACGAGAUUACUCCACUAAAUCCUCACUGGCCCUAAAUAGGUGUUGGAGAGAGUUUGUUUGUUUUGACCUUUUUUCCCAUGACUAACUUACCGAUGAAAACUGAAUUAACUACAGUUGAUUAUUUUGUAUAAAUCUUCAAAUUACAGAUUAAUAUUUGUCAGUUUAAUUUCAGCUUUCAUGACUGAUUGGUAAAGUCCCCUACAUCUUGUAUUUGCAUACUCACAUUACGGGACCUAAUGUAGGUAGAUGAAUCUAAAUGUUGGCAUGUAUGUCUGGUCAUGGCAUUCGUCAUGUAACUCUACAUCAUGAGACUAUAUGUUCUCAGUUGACCUGCAUCUGAGUGAGGGCAGAAUUCAUGUAAAGCUGAUAGUGAGUACCUUAAUUAAAUGCUCAUUGUGUUCUGUUGAAUCACCCAGUCAAACUGGAAUGACAACAAUUAAGAAAGCAGACUAAACACAAUAAAACUAAUCGUAGGUUGAAUGAACUACUUGAGUACACUGAGAGAAUCAGUCCCUCCAAACUUUGUCGCUGUCACCCUGCAGAGAGACCCAGCACCAAAAUCCUAUUGUUUAUUCAGUUAGAUAUAAGCUGUUUUGCCUAAUUCAAUCUGGGAAUUUGAGAAUAAAGAACUCAAAGCCCCUUCACAGCCGUAGUCCAGCGACACAUUUGUUUUUUGUUGGUUUAUCCUGAUCAGACCUUAUUUCAGCGAGUAGUGUGUGCACUGUUCAAGCUUUUCUCUCUGUUGGAUCUGUUGUACCUGUUAUCUGAACAGCCAGCUAUCCUUUUAUAGACUUUUAUAACAUUACAUCAUUUCAAUUGGAGCACCACCCUAUUUCAACAUUACUUCAUGUUUAAUCUCUCAGAGUGAUGGGAAACUCCUGUGAGUGUGUGAAGCCAUUUAAGCUCAAUAAAGGUGUACGAACAACACCUGUCGACUUUUCCCUAAUGCCAAGACAACCUGAGGGGUCAAACUUGACUUAAUCGGUGCUUUUCUUAUGGUAGACUAAUCUCGUGAAAAGAUAAACAAUCUGUUCGUCUUUUUUUUGUAGGUGGAUGAUGCUACAUCUGGUUUUGGCUCCACAUCUUACCUUCUUGGAAAAAUUAAAUGUUGUUUUGAUUUUAAAAGAUUUUAGCUGGAAGUUAUAGCAAAUUUUUAAAAGCCACUGCUUAUCCUUUUAAAAAUAAGAGGCUUGUGUCUGUUUUGGAUUCUUUCAUGUCUGAGUGGUAGGAUGAAUGUCUGUUUUAAAAACAGAUUUUUAUCUAAUGAGAUUUAUUCAUCUGCCAAACAGUUUGACUGCUGCUCUAUUGAGAUGUUUUGUUUGUGUUUUUCAGAAACCAAGCUCUCACUAUGUCUGAUGGGGACUACGAUUACCUCAUCAAAUUCCUAGCCCUCGGUGACUCGGGUGUGGGAAAAACUAGCUUUCUCUACCAAUACACAGAUAGCAAGUUCAACUCCAAGUUCAUCACUACAGUUGGAAUAGACUUUAGAGAAAAAAGAGUGGUAAGUCCAGUCCUUUUGGAUAAAAUGGUAAAGUUUCCCAUAAUGUCUACAUUGGUUAUGCUGGGAUUUCCCUUCAGUCAUACGUCAAUUGAAGCACACACGGAUUUUACUCUCUGCACCUAAAAGGUAACAUUUUCUUACCUCCAUGUGUGCGCUACAAGGAUUUACAGCUUCCUAAUCAGAGGCUUAAACACAUUCCCACGCCAUUAAGUCUCGUAACAAAAGACUACUUAUGAAAGUUGCAACAACAGUCCAAGCAAUGACUAAUGUUGGGGAGCAACAGGCAGCACCCUCCUUAAGAAUAAACACCACAUACCGUUGGCAAACAGCUGAGCAAUGUUCAUAUUUACACAGUAUGCAGUCUAUUGCUGUUGACAUGGUACUACAAGAGUUUAGACUGGGCAGCAGUUUUAUCAUAACUAAACUGGACAGUCAAUUACAGUGCACUAACAGUACGGAUAACACUGAGAGUCCAUCAUUAACGUCUUUAUUUAGUGGUUCUUAUCCUGUCUAACAAGGAAAUGAAAAAGCAGGAAGUUAAGAAUGUGUAAGGAAACUUGCCACCUUAAAACAUUAGAUGACAGAGCACAUAUCUCAUCUCUUCAUCAUGGUUAGAGCACAAUAAGUUAUUAUCAUAAGUCCUCGAACAACCCAGAGCUGUGCUUCCUGUGUCUGAAUCCAUUAAGUGUGAGAUAUCAAACACCACAUAUUCUUGAUUUUUCCUGCUUCAUGAAACAACUUCAGGGUUUCAGUCCCACUUUUCAUCUCACUGGCUAUCCCAUAGCUCCACAUAAAGUGAAGAAACCAAGUCAGCCUUAAAUAUCUUUCAUGUUAUUCAUUCAUUCAUUUAUUGAUGUGACCAAAAACACUGUGUCUCCUCCUUCCACUUAGUUGCAGCUGAAAAAUCUGUGGCCAUCACCAUUAGUUUUAGCUUUGUUGUUGUUCUCCCCACAGAUAAGUGAGACAGAUUUACCAUACCUUCUAAGAUCUUGUUUUCAUGAGGUGAAGUAGCUGCAUUCAUGUUGCGAAGGGGGCAGGUGUGCAGCUAGUCUGAUAUUUUUUUCUUGAUCAUCGUUUAGUUUUAUCUUCGUUUUCAUAGCUGCUCAUCUCAGAUCAAAUAAAAGUAAGCUAAGGUCAUAUGUACAGUUUAACCUCUUUUUUUUUUCUUUGUUGUCUCUUAGGUUUACAAAUCAACAGGUCCUGAUGGAUCUUCGGGUAAAGGACAGAAGAUUCACAUGCAACUGUGGGACACUGCUGGACAGGAAAGGUACAUGACACCCACCCAGACAGAAGCUUCUCUAUUUUGGAUUGUUAUUCUUUUCUUUAAUCACAAUUCUCUCGUCAGGUUUCGUAGUUUGACGACUGCAUUCUUCAGAGAUGCGAUGGGUUUCCUCCUGCUGUUCGACCUCACGAAUGAACAAAGCUUCCUCAACGUCAGAAACUGGAUGAGUAUGUUUUUCUCACAUAAAGCAACCCUGAGUUUCUUCAGUUUAGACAGAUUCAAAAACACAGUGUUUUUUUCUCCCCAGAGAACCUAAACUACUUUUGGUGAAUGAUAAAGAAAACAUCCUUUUGUGUCUGAGUCCUGCAGAAUCACACCAGGCUGUUGUUGCACAAAAAUAUUAUGUGAUUAGACAUUAGAUUUUCCAGUUGCGGAUAAGUCCUUCUCCGCAAACCUGAGCUAAUGCUGAACUUGUGCCAAAUCUUAUUUUUUCCAGUCAUUAUAGUGUGUUAUCAGUGUCUUGAUAUCUUCAUGAAAAGUAAAAGGCAUUUCACAUUGAAACAGGUCUUGAGACAUGACGGCAUGUUUGUAUCUUUCAGGUCAGUUACAGGUUCAUGCGUACUGCGAAAGCCCGGAUGUUGUCCUGUGUGGAAAUAAAUGUGACCUGACAGAUCAGAGAGCAGUGAACGAAGAAGAGCCCCGUGAGCUGGCAGAGAAGUACGGGUAUGUCUCAGCUUUGAUCCGUGUGUACAUGAACCUCUCCCUCCGUUGUUUGUCAAGAAGGCUGGGGCUACACUGUGUGCCAAAGUCUGUGCAGCAGAAUGUCAGACAAAACUCAUCCUCCUCGAAAAACAAAUAUUUGUGCACAUGCGUAAAAUAUCCUGCUCUCACCCUACUGGACACACCUUUUCUAAAAACAGAGAUGUUAUAAAAGAUUCAAUGUUUUAAUUCACUGUAAAAGCAGAAGAGAUACUGGUAUUACGUCAAGCAUUUUACUUCAAGCAGACUCCUGUGGAUCAGCAACUGUGAGCUUCUGUAAAUUCUUUAGCCUAUUUGCAGCUGUGCACUGACUUGAUCCAGGUGAGGUCAGGUUAGGACAUGUUAAAAAUAAGACGAAUUAUUGUUCAUCUAAAGAUACCCAUGAGAUAACAUUUCAAGGCAAGCACUAUUUAGGCUGUUUUUAAUUGUGUCAAAUGUUUGAAAAGGAAAUUAAAAGACAUUUAUGCUAAAAGAAUAUCAUGAUUUGUCAUUGGUGCCCAAACACGGAUGAAAAACUAAUGAAGGAGCUACACUGCCAUAUCCACGUAUUAUCUCCUUUUAUUAAAAUGUAUAUGAGCUCAGAAGGUUUUUUUCUUUAACAGAUCACACAUACAGCUCUAACUGAUACUAUAAAUGCUGACUAAAGCAGUACAUUUUUACUUACUGCUGAAUAUUCAAGUAUACAAAAACUGAAUGUCGUCCUUUAUAAACCACAGCCUUUUAAGAGUCGAGUUCUUCAAACACUGAAAGGACUCAUAUAUAGGGUAUGUUAAGAUGUGCUUUUAUAGAUUUUACAUAUAGAAGAAUUAUAUGAGGUGAGGCUUCAUCAAUAAAAAGGCUAAAGUUUUGGUUUCUUUUUAUCCUUUUAAGGCAAAUCUUAAAAAUUUCAGAAAUCCUCACCUUUUCUGAAAGGCCCUUUUUUAUAACUCAAAACACAAACAUUUGUGCUACAUGGUUGCUCUUAUGCUGCUGUGUUUUUACAGCGCCUGUAUUUCUUUGAAUGCAGAAUCCCAUAUUUUGAGACGAGUGCUGCAAACGGGCAGAAUGUCAACCAGGCUGUGGACGUCCUGCUGGAUCUCAUCAUGAAGAGGAUGGAAAGAUGUGUUGACAAGUCUUGGAUCCCUGAUGGGACCGUACGGGCUAAUGGACCCACCAACCCAGACCUCACAGAGGCCCCUGAUAGGAGCAAAUGUGCAUGCUAGAAUGAUGGAUGAGCCAGUCUGGGGGUGAACCUGUGCUCAAAAUAGUGGUGAAAAAAAUAGGAAUUCAUCCAAGUCAACCAGUGGGGGUAUAUAUAUAUUUAUAUAAAUAUAUUAUAUGCUGUAUGUAUUGUAUUCUAUGAAAGGUGAGAUGUGAUAUUAUUUGUUUCUUGUACCCCACAAACUGGUGCAUUUCUGAUCAAAUUCACAUUGAGAUGCUGUGUUAUUUUUUCAGGAUUAGAUGCCUUUUAAUGGGGGCAUUUCAUUUCAUUUGUAUUCACACGAUCAGUUUUGUGGAAAGAAAGAUCUUACUGGAGAGUGGGAUAUUUAUUUCUUAUAAUGUCUAGAUUAAAAAUCCGACUUGAGUCAUCAGCUGUUGAUGCUGAUCAUAUUUACAGGAAUAAACUUUCUGCUUAGGUAGCAGUAAAGUGAGCUUCCCUGCCAGAUGUGCUUUAAAUGUACUCAUGAAUUUUCUUUUACUUGCUGUAAAGUUUGCAUAAAAUCACACUAUAAUUACGACGAUGAGUUAGAAAGGGGGCACUGCUAUUCUGCUUUUAAAUUAAGUCUGUGAUAUCUGCUGUCAUCUUUGUUGGGAUGUACUUUUAGGAGCCUUUGUAUCGCUGGUUAUGUACUACUGAUGCUUUUCUGAAUGUUCAAUAGAUCAUCUGUGCCACAGCCAAAAUGAUUUACAUCGGUCAUUUAACAAUGGCCGGGUGUUUAUUACAACUCAUGUAUCUUUUGAGGGCUUGUGCCUUUUUCCUUCAAAAAAAGAGAAAUAGGGAAUUCACUCUGACUAAGUCACCUACACAUAAGUAUGAACAGCAGCGGGUUUGGCCAAUGCAACAAAAGAAAUACUUGUGUCAUAAUUAUCAUGAGAAAUAAUGAGCAGUAAUUCUGGGGGACAUGCAAUUCACUCUGCUCAAAGACUAUUUAAAAAUAUGUAACUAUCAAAUUUGUGAGACAAACUCGUGAGGGUGGGGGUGGGGUUGUAAUUACAAAAGCUCACUGUUUCUGUUGUCUGUAGAUUAACCUUCAGCACAAUAAUAUCAGUUUAAUAUGAACAAAAUUAUUUAUAAAUGAUCCAGUGAUUCAGUCAGCUACCAAACUAGAUUAUCGAUACCACCCAAAUGAGCUCAUCUGAGUGUAACCAAGUAUUGUCUCAUUAUUACUUGAUACAAGACUGUGAAUAUGAAGAACUGUGUUAAGUCUUUAAAUAGUUCCUCAUAUUCUCUGGGUCAGUGUUUUAAAAAAGAGCAUUGUCACUUAUCUGAAAAGACUACAAUUCUGCCACAAACUAUUGAACUUUAGAGUAAACUAGUGGAGUGGGUUUUUUUUUUCAAACAGCAAAUGCCAUAUUUCAAAUUUUGUAUACUACUAAUGUAAUUAUUAUAAGAUUGCAUCAUAACCUGUAAAAACUGCAGCCUCUGCUUAGAAAGACUUCUGAUAGAAAUGCUGUAUUCAGUGAUUAGUGAAAAGAAAUUUAAAUUAAAGAGAGGUAUUAAUGUUGUAGAUUUUUUUCUUUAAGUUUAGAUAAUUAUCACAAAUAUUUUAUUGGCAAGUUUUUGGAGUAAUAUAUUAAGAUUCUAAGGCUUUCCCUGUCACAUCAAUUUAUAGCACCAUUGAUUUAUAUUUCACAAAAAGGGUAUUUAGACUCAGUAAAAACACAGAUUCUUUUGUACGUUUAACACUUUCCAUCACCAGGCAACAUAAUUUGUACUACAGUCAUUCUCUCUGUACACAUGGUGAAUGUGAUGUUUUACAUAAGAAACAUGAUUAUAUUUGUCCAUUGACUCCUCCACUUCACAGAUGUGAAAAGCUCUCUCUCUAGAACUAAUCUGAUGACGUGAGCGAUUAAAAACAGAAAAUAUUUCUCAAGUGUGCCAUAAAGUUUCAUAUGAAAAAUAUGUUAUUGAUGUCCAAAAAUAAACAUUUUUAUUUAUGUA